AUGCAACAAUACCCUUCCUCUAUAAAACCCUCCACCGGAACAGAAAAUUGCGAUUUGGAGAAAGAGAGAUUCGUUUCACGGAGGCGUAAUUUUCCUGCAACACGACGCCGGAACCACCCUAAUCAGAUGGACGCUAAAGAAGUCGCCGACUACCGAUGGACGAAUGAGAGACACCUUCAUUUCUUAAACUCCGUCGAGGCUUCGUUUGUUCAGACAAUGCUCGGAAACAACGAUCAAUUUCGUCGUAUGGAUAGAUGCUUGCCGGAUGAUUACGAAUCGACCCUAGACUCGAAAGCUAGUAGCACGAAGAGAAGAAGACGACGACAUUCAACAUCAGAUAUUUUGGAUUCAAGAUUAAGAAGCGGUCCAAGAAUCACAAGAUUACAAAUCCAUCCUGAAAGUCGAGAUGAUCAGGUUGUUCCACAGAUUGAGAAUACGAAAAACAAGCAAGAUGAGGGAGAAGGCCAAAAAUUUGUCAUGACAACCUCCGCAUCCUCCAUGUAAAUCAAGUCAAAUUAAUGGAUCGUCUUUUCAUAAAUUCUUAUGUUCAGUUGAUUUCAUGGUUUUAAGGUUGGGGAAAUUCUUGGUGUUUUGUUAUUGAUGUAGACAAGUGUACGUUGGUUACGUUCUGUGCUUAUUUAAAACUAGAAUUCAUAAGCCCACCACAUAUAUUUAUUCUUAGCUUUAUCAUCUAUAUUUAUAUAU
This is a messenger RNA of Lactuca saligna, 705 nucleotides long. Lineage: Eukaryota; Viridiplantae; Streptophyta; Magnoliopsida; Asterales; Asteraceae. The record is from the annotation of a GenBank genome assembly.